UCAAAUUUAAUUCAGAAUUCAGUAAAAUGGAAUUGAAUCAAAUUAAGCAAAUGAACUCUCCGCUAAGUAGUGACAAAAGUUCAAAUUCAAAUAAUUAGUGGCAUUUAAGUAAAUAAACCCUGAUUUGUGCCUAUAUAUGUAUAGAUAUAUAUAAAACCAAGCCUGUAGGUUUAGGCAUUCCGGUGUGAAGACCUCCCACACUAAACCCAAAACCCGAACCCUCAUUUCCUUUCAUCCCCGAUUUCCCUCUUCCGCUCGCGCUCUAGGGUUUUUAAAUUUGCUUUAUCUGCAAUUCUCUCAUCGAGCGGCCGAGCGACCAUGUCUCUGAGGCCGAGCGCGAGGGCUGAGGUUCGCCGGAUCCGGUACAAGGUAGCUGUCGAUGCCGAGGAGGGUCGGAGAAGGAGAGAAGAUAACAUGGUUGAGAUCCGGAAGAAUCGCCGGGAAGAGAGUUUGCAGAAGAAGAGAAGGGAAGGAAUGCUAGCUCAGCAGUUCCCUGCUUCUACCCAGCCUUCCUCUCUUGAGAAAAAGUUAGAGUAUCUGCCCAGCAUGGUUGCAGGUGUUUGGAGUGAUGAAGGCAAUCUGCAGCUUGAGGCAACUACGCAGUUCCGGAAAUUGCUUUCAAUAGAACGUAGUCCUCCAAUUGAGGAAGUUAUCCAAGCAGGGGUUGUUCCUCGUUUUGUUGAGUUUCUUGUUAGAGAGGACUUCCCGCAGCUUCAGUUUGAGGCAGCUUGGGCUCUAACCAACAUUGCUUCCGGGACAUCUGAUAACACAAAGGUGGUAAUUGAUCAUGGAGCUGUCCCAAUCUUUGUGAAACUUCUUGGGUCUCCAAGUGAUGAUGUUCGAGAGCAGGCUGUGUGGGCUUUGGGAAAUGUUGCUGGUGAUUCUCCCAGGUGCCGUGAUCUUGUCCUUAGCCAUGGGGCUUUGCAUCCUUUGCUAGCACAAUUGAAUGAGCAUGCGAAGCUUUCUAUGCUCAGAAAUGCUACAUGGACUCUUUCAAACUUCUGUAGGGGCAAACCGCAACCUUCUUUUGAUCAGGUUAAACCUGCACUUCCAGCACUUGAGCGUCUAAUACAUUCAAACGAUGAGGAAGUGUUGACAGAUGCAUGUUGGGCACUGUCUUAUCUUUCAGAUGGUACAAAUGAUAAAAUUCAAGCUGUUAUUGAAGCCGGUGUCUGUGCACGCCUGGUUGAGCUCUUACUUCAUCCAUCUCCUUCAGUUCUCAUUCCUGCCCUCCGCACAGUUGGCAAUAUCGUCACUGGAGAUGAUAUGCAGACUCAGUGUAUUAUCAAUCAUCAAGCACUUCCCUGCCUUCUCAAUUUGUUGACCAAUAACUAUAAGAAAAGCAUCAAGAAGGAAGCAUGCUGGACUAUCUCAAAUAUAACUGCUGGGAACAAGGAGCAGAUUCAAGCUGUUGUCGAGGCUAAUAUAAUAGGGCCUCUUGUUCAUCUUCUUCAAAAUGCUGAGUUUGAUAUCAAAAAGGAGGCUGCAUGGGCAAUUUCAAAUGCUACAUCUGGUGGUGCUCCUGAGCAAAUCAAGUACCUUGUGAGCCAAGCAUGUAUCAAGCCAUUGUGUGAUCUCCUUGUCUGUCCCGAUCCUAGGAUUGUCACUGUUUGUUUAGAAGGGCUUGAAAACAUCUUGAAAGUUGGGGAAGCUGAGAAGAACUUGGGGAAUACAGGGGGGGUGAACCUAUAUGCGCAAAUGAUUGAUGAUGCUGAGGGUCUGGAGAAAAUUGAGAACCUACAGAGCCAUGACAACAAUGAAAUCUACGAGAAGGCAGUGAAGCUUCUUGAGACAUAUUGGUUGGAAGACGAUGAUGAGUCGAUGCCUCCAGGUGAUAGUUCCCAACCUGCAUUCCAGUUUGGAGGGAAUGAGGUUUCUGUUCCAUCAGGUGGAUUCAACUUCAGCUGAAGAAGUGCAGAACUAAAAGAUUCUUUGGAGGUGGUUAUUCAGAUCAUCAUCUAUGGCAGGAUUAUAGUUGGGUUUGUUUCAGGUGUCUCGUCAUCAAGUUUGAGUCCUCUGCUUGGUCUGGUCUAUUGUGGUCAAAAUGGAAGCUAGAGUGACUCCAAUGGUCCCGUUAUCGUUAUGGUUGGAAUGGAAGGUUGAAGAGCGAUGUGCGGACUACCUGCAGGAUGGAUGUGUCGAUGUGAUUAAUUCCCAUUAUGCGAAGAAAAUAUGAUGGAAGCAAAGUUCUCUUUCUUUUCUGAAAGUGAUUUUCCUCGCAACAGGAUUCUACUAUACAUAAGUAUGGUCUUCAUUUUGUUUCAGUAUAUCGUCCUUGUAGUCGUCGUGGUUGCUGAAUUUUUCCCGGAGUAUUUUUGUCCCUGCUUGUCUAUGGGUGAUUUUGGUGCGGUCCUUGAACACUUAUCUGGUUAGCUCGUAGCUAAGAGGAAUAUGGGAAUUUUUUUUCCCCUGUAAGAGUUGUUUGUGUCGGACACGACCCGCCUUAAAUAUGACUGAGAAUUAUAAUAUUAUUAUUUAAAAAUUUUCAAAAAAUUGAGAGAAACGGGGAGACACAGGUGGCUCAGCUUUCCAUGGACAUGCAUGUAGAUGGCAAAAAGCAUGGUGGGUAGUGGAAAAGCCAGAGAGAGAGAGAGAGAGAGAGAGAGAGAGAGAAGGAUUUGGUCUCUGUUGCAGGAGGGUGGCUUCUGCCAUUCGUGUCUCGUUUUGACCACUCCAUUUUGGAUUUUUCUUGGUUAAAUAAAAUAGGAGAAGUUUGGGGCGUGAUGGGUUUUUGGUGAGACAGCCCCUGCUCUGUUCCUCCUCUGCUGCUGCUCUGUUUUUUCGUCUGCGCUUGCUGAAAAAGAGAAUAGGGGUGGGGAAGGCAUUCUGUCUGUCCCCUGCUUUCUUUUUUCAUUGUCCCUUGUGCCUCUCCUUCCCCGCCCAAUCUUCAUUUACACCUUCCCUUCUUUAUUAUUAUUAUUAUUAAGACAUAUAUAUAUUUAAUGGCUCGAAACUUUCUUCUGA
This is a messenger RNA of Malania oleifera, 2964 nucleotides long. Its product is annotated as importin subunit alpha-1-like. The transcript is spliced from 11 exons. NCBI's taxonomy places the organism in Eukaryota, Viridiplantae, Streptophyta, Magnoliopsida, Santalales, Ximeniaceae. The record is from RefSeq and is a predicted model, not a curated record. Gene Ontology annotation, molecular function: protein binding; nuclear import signal receptor activity. The coding region runs from base 319 to 1908 and encodes 529 amino acids. Gene Ontology annotation, biological process: NLS-bearing protein import into nucleus. Gene Ontology annotation, cellular component: cytoplasm; nucleus.